AAUAUUUAUAUUAGACUUACGCACUAUGAUCUCGUUAAUAUUUGUAAGAAGAAAAUUACUGCUUUGAAAUGUUCAUGAUGGUGACCGAUCAUCUAUCAAGCGGCGCGUGAGGAAGCAACUCGAGGGCUCCAACUUUUCUUGAAGGCUGAUCCUUGUAAUUUUUCUAAUAGGGCUCCAACUUUUCUUGAAGACUGAUCCUUGUAAUUUUUCUAAUAAAAAAGGAGGAUCGAAGAUGUUGUCAUAGUUGAUUCAUUUUAUGGAACAAGGGCCUUGCUCUACUCUGAUUUCGAGUCAUCACCUACCGAUAACCGCCGCCACCCACCCAGCUGUGUCUCAUCUCACCUACUGUGUUCCGUCGUUUCCGUCUCUUUUACGCUAAUCAACCUCUCCAACCACUGCCACAUAGGGUUUGGUUUUGUUUCCCACAAAGAUGGAGACAUCAUCACUUCCACCGCCGCUGCAACAAUCGCCAUCGCCAACGGGAAGGCCGAGGGUUUCAGAGAUGGAAGUUCAACAUCCGAUGACCGAAGACGCUUCGGCUCUAUGGGAUUGGGGAGACCUUCUCGAUUUCUCUGUUGACGAUCCAUUUACCAUCUCCUUUGACUCCGAUCACAAUCUGGAGGUUUCGCCGUCACCGGAGCCGUUGACUCGCGAGGCGCCGGACGCUCCAGAGAGGGUGCGGAAGCGGGAUCCUAGGUUGACCUGUGAGAAUUUUUUGGCGGGUCGGAUUCCUUGCGCGUGCCCGGAGCUCGAUGAGAUGAUUUUGGAGGAGAGUGCCCCGGGAAAGAAGAGGGUCCGGACUGCGCGACCAGCCGCGGGAAGGGCUCGGUGUCAGGUGACGGGUUGUGAGGCUGAUAUUAGUGAGCUGAAAGGGUAUCAUCGACGGCAUAGGGUUUGUCUCCGUUGCGCGAAUGCUAGUGUCGUUAUUCUGGAUGGACAGAAUAAGCGUUACUGUCAACAGUGUGGGAAGUUUCACAUCUUGUCAGAUUUUGAUGAGGGUAAACGCAGUUGUCGAAGAAAAUUAGAGCGUCACAAUAAUAGACGACGUAGAAAACCUAUUGAUUCUGGAGGCACGGUUGAAAAGGAAAUUCAAGGGGAACUUAUAUCUGAAGAUGCUGCUCAUGAUGGUGAAGCAGAUAAAGAUAGUUUGUGCUUGAGCAGCCAGCUAAUCGAAAGGGAACCAUUGUUGGAGUCUGAAGAUGGACAUUUUUCCACCCUUUGCUCAGUGCCUGGUUCCCAGAAUAUUCAGAGCGAUGGUAUUGUAUCUUUUGUGGGUUCUGGAGAAGCCCAAAUUGAUGGAGGCAAAAAUGAUUCCAAAUAUACCCUUUCUUCAUCUUACUGUGAUAAUAAGAGUGCUUACUCAUCCCCCUGCCCUACGGGUCGGAUUUCGUUCAAGCUCUAUGAUUGGAAUCCUGCUGAAUUUCCCAGACGACUUAGGCACCAAAUUUUCCAGUGGUUGGCUAGCAUGCCUAUUGAGUUGGAGGGCUAUAUCCGUCCUGGGUGUAUCAUCUUAACAAUUUUUAUUGCAAUGCCAAAGUUUAUGUGGGACAAGUUGUUGGAAGAUCCUGCUUCAUAUGUACAUGACUUUGUUGCUGCACCUGGAAAGAUGCUAUCUGGAAGAGGCAAUGUACUUGUUUAUCUAAACAACAUGAUUUUUCGUGUUACAGAAGAUGGUACUUCUGUGAUGAAAGUUGAGGUAAAGAUGCAAGCCCCAAAGCUCCACUAUGUGCAUCCUAACUGUUUUGAGGCUGGUAAGCCCAUGGAGUUUGUUGCUUGUGGAAGUAACCUGCUUCGACCUAAAUUUAGGUUUCUAGUAUCUUUCGCUGGAAAGUAUCUGUCUUAUGAUUACCAUGUUGUGUUCCCUCGGGGUAAGAUUGAAGGUGACACUGCUGGUAGUUUGGACCAUGAAUUCUGCAAGAUAUACAUCCCUCAUACUGAGCCCAAUGCCUUUGGCCCUGCAUUUAUUGAGGUUGAGAAUGACCAUGGCUUAUCCAACUUCAUUCCUAUUUUUAUUGGAGACAAAGAAAUUUGUUCGGAAAUGAAGAUAUUGCAGCAUAGAUUUGAUGCAUCUCUCUGUUCCAAAGGAUCACAGUUUUUUGCUAAAGAUCCAUCUGACUCGUGCAAGGUUUCAGUAUUGGGACAAACCGCAUUUUCUGAAUUUAUUUUAGAUAUAGCCUGGAUACUCAAGGAGCCUGCAUCGGAGAAUAUUCAGCGAAGUUUAACCUCUUCACAUAUUCAGAGAUUUAAUUGUUUACUGAACUUUCUAAUACACAAUGAGUCGACCACCAUCUUGGAGAAAAUAUUACAAUCUCUGAAGAUUUUGAUAGAUAACAUGGACUUAAACAUUCAGGUUAAUGGCGCCACUGAUACUGAUUUGAGGCUGCUUUAUAAGUACAUGGAUCAUGCUAGUAAGAUUCUUCAUCAGAAACUUCACAGUAGUGGGGGUUUAGUACUGCAUUCUGGAAAUUCUGUGACAAAAGGGGAUCAUCCUAGCUGCUUCCACAACAACAUGCUCCCUGUUGUCUUUCCCCCUGAGGACACAAAAAUAAGCGCAAACGGUGGGUUGGCAGCAAUGGCAAGUUCAACUUCUACAGAUAGAAGUGAAACUGUCUCACUAUUGAACAGAGAGGUUGUUAUGAAUAUGAACUCAAUCAAGGAACAGCCAAGGAAAUCCUGCAGCCUUAUUUUCUCAAAGAAAGCCAUGACCUCACGACCUUUUCUUUAUAUGAUUGUUGCCGCUGCCGCUUGUUUUGGGAUAUGUGCUGUCCUUCUCCACCCUCAUGAGGUUGGCAAAUUGGCAGUGUCUAUCCGCAGGUGUUUGUUUGACAAUUCUUAGAAGUUUUGGCAGAAUGUCUGUGCAUUUCGUCUCUUGUUUUAUGCAUAUCCAAUGUCCUUGAUAGGAAAUGUGAUUAAAGGUUCCUGAAAUCCCUUAAUCUGGAUGUGCUCAUCGUGUGCCUCUAUUUGACUCUGUACUGGCAGUUGGUAACUGGCAAACUGCUUGUUGCCCUUGCACCAUCCCGAGAUAUGUAUCUGAGGCAAAAACUGAUGUAGGAUGUUUGAUUGUAGCCCUAGUUUCCCCCUCCCCACACCCUAGAGCUGUUCUUAUCCUAAAACACCAGAAAGCAGCUCCAGCUUAGCCAUUUCUCUUGUACAUUUAUUUUUAUGAUGGACGGUUGGAGAGGCUUGUUUUGUGGUUAAAUAAAGAGGGCUGGUGUUGUGAUUCACCUUA
This is a messenger RNA of Vitis vinifera (wine grape), 3229 nucleotides long. RefSeq names its product squamosa promoter-binding-like protein 7. The transcript has 10 exons. Lineage: Eukaryota; Viridiplantae; Streptophyta; Magnoliopsida; Vitales; Vitaceae. Gene Ontology annotation, cellular component: nucleus. Gene Ontology annotation, molecular function: DNA binding. The record is from RefSeq and is a predicted model, not a curated record. Bases 431 to 2836 code for a protein of 801 amino acids.